AUGGACGGCGUGACUUCUGAUCAUCUGUUCUACUUUAUCGUGGUCCUAGGGCAGAUGCAGAUCAAUGUACUCCGUGGCAGUUCCAGGACUAUCUGUGACACUAUGGAUCCUCAGAGCGCAAAGCUGAUGGAACACAUGUCGGCCGAGCGCACUCGCAUAGCACUGCUGACGUACAUCUUUCUAGAUAGCAACAGCGGCGAUCUGAUCAACUACUACACGUUCAGCAAGUACCUAACGCGGUUUCCCAAGGGAGAAAGAGAGAGCGUGACGUUUCAGGAAUUGCGCCAGGGAUUGAUUGCCUUGAUCAGGGAGUACGUUGAUAAAUCGGCCGGGGAGGUGCAGCACACAUGGCAGUCUUUAACCCACGAAGUCAUGGCCAACCAUAGCGUCAGGACAGCGUAUUCCACGUACGCUGUCGACAACUUUUCGUUAUCAUCUGUUGCUGGAUCAAAGGCGAUCCAGCUGCAGGAAGAGGCUUCACGGAGAUGGAUUGCGUGGUUGCAGCUGGAAAAUUGUGCUCCUGCUCAGGAGGAAGUCGCGGCGCCAGCCGCUGAGAUGCCGGUUCUGUCUUACGAGCAUCCGGUGGAACCGAAGUCGUUUGAUGAUCUGCCGGUUGCUGGCGAAAACUGUUUGGACCGAAGUUCGAAUUCAGGAACUGUUCACAGGCGAACUUGUGCAACGAGGUUUAUUUGA
Messenger RNA from Torulaspora globosa, 693 nucleotides. RefSeq lists its product as uncharacterized. Lineage: Eukaryota; Fungi; Ascomycota; Saccharomycetes; Saccharomycetales; Saccharomycetaceae. The transcript has a single exon. The record is from RefSeq and is a predicted model, not a curated record. The coding region runs from base 1 to 693 and encodes 230 amino acids.